Molecule: messenger RNA, 2376 nt
Organism: Eubalaena glacialis (North Atlantic right whale)
Lineage: Eukaryota; Metazoa; Chordata; Mammalia; Artiodactyla; Balaenidae
Gene: LRCH2
Product: leucine rich repeats and calponin homology domain containing 2
Exons: 21
Coding region: 1-2304 (767 amino acids)
Molecular function (GO): protein binding
Source: RefSeq, a predicted model, not a curated record
AUGGCGGCGAGUCAGGGAGGUGGUGGUAACAGUGGGGGCGGCGGUUGUGGUGGAGGUGGAAGUAGCGGUGGCGGUGGCGCGGCCGGAGGGGGAGGUGGUGGAGCCGGAGUGGGAGGCGGCGGCGGCGGCGGCGGCGGGACCCUGGUGGUGCCCAUCCCGGUACCGACUCUUUUCGGUCAGCCGUUCCCCAACGGGCCGCAGUGGAACCCGGGGAGCCUACAGCCUCAACACACCGUGAGGAGCCUGGACCGGGCCCUGGAGGAGGCGGGCAACUCCGGCAUCCUGAGCCUCAGUGGUAGGAAACUCCGAGACUUCCCGGGCAGCGGCUACGACCUGACGGACACCACCCAAGCAGAUCUUUCAAGGAAUCGUUUUACAGAAAUUCCUUCUGAUGUCUGGUUAUUUGCACCUCUUGAAACGUUAAAUUUAUAUCAUAAUUGCAUCAAAACCAUUCCUGAAGCCAUUAAAAACCUACAGAUGUUAACAUACCUUAACAUUAGUCGAAAUCUUUUAUCAACAUUGCCAAAAUACCUAUUUGAUCUUCCCCUUAAAGUUUUGGUCCUCAGUAAUAAUAAACUGGUAUCCAUUCCAGAAGAAAUCGGGAAGUUAAAAGAUUUAAUGGAAUUGGAUAUUAGCUGCAAUGAGAUUCAGGUUCUUCCCCAACAAAUGGGAAAAUUACAAUCACUUAGAGAGCUAAAUAUAAGAAGAAAUAAUCUUCAUGUAUUGCCAGAUGAAUUAGGAGAUCUUCCCUUAGUCAAGCUGGAUUUCUCUUGUAAUAAAGUGACUGAAAUUCCAGUUUGUUACAGGAAGCUGCAUCAUUUACAAGUAAUAAUUUUGGAUAACAAUCCAUUGCAGGUACCACCAGCGCAGAUAUGUUUAAAAGGUAAAGUACACAUAUUUAAAUACUUAAAUAUCCAAGCAUGUUGCAGAAUGGAUAAGAAACCAGAUUCUCUGGAUCUUCCAUCAUUGAGUAAAAGAAUGCCCUCCCAACCUCUCACAGACAGUAUGGAAGAUUUUUAUCCAAAUAAAAAUCAUGGCCCUGACUCUGGAAUUGGAAGUGAUAAUGGAGAGAAACGAUUGUCUACAACGGAACCAUCAGAUGAUGACACAAUCAGCCUUCAUUCUCAAGUCUCAGAAUCAAAUAGAGAGCAGACAUCAAGAAAUGACAGUCACUCAGUAGGAAGUAAACCUGAUUCUCAGAAAGACCAGGAGGUGUAUGAUUUUACUGACCCCAACACAGAUGAUGUAGCAGUUCCUGAACAAGGAGAUGCACCUAUUGGAUCAUUUGUUGCUUUCCUUAAGGGAAAAGAAAAAGCCCCUGAAAAAUCUCAGAAAAAUGAAGAAUUGGGAGAUGAAAAAAGACUUGGGAAAGAGCAAUUACUUGCCGAGGAAGAAGAUGAUGGUUUGAAAGAAGUAACUGAUUUGAGGAAAAUAGCUGCUCAGUUAUUGCAGCAAGAGCAGAAGAACAGGAUUCUUAAUCAUUCAACUUCUGUCACAAGAAACAAGCCAAAACAAACUGUGGAAUGCGAAAAGAGUGUCUCAGCAGAUGAAGUUAAUUCACCAUUAUCACCCCUCACAUGGCAGCCCUUAGAAAAUCAAAAGGAUCAAAUAGAUGAACAACAGUGGCCAGAAUCUCAGCCUAUAAUCUGGCAGAGUGAAGAAAGGAGGCGGAGCAAACAGAUUAGAAAAGAAUAUUUCAAGUAUAAAUCAUCAAGGAAGAGUUCAAGUGGCAAUGAAAACGAUGAGCAAGACAGUGAUAAUGCUAAUAUGUCACCACAAUCUCCAGUAUCAUCUGAGGAGUAUGAUAGAACUGAUGCUUUUUCACAUGGUCCCUUUGGCUUGAAGCCUAGAUCAGCUUUUAGCCGCUCAUCUCGUCAGGAAUAUGGGGCAGCAGAUCCAGGUUUUACAAUGAGAAGAAAGAUGGAACAUCUACGGGAAGAACGAGAGCAAAUACGACAGCUUCGCAAUAAUCUCGAAUCCAGGUUAAAAGUAAUUUUGCCUGAUGACAUUGGAGCUGCACUGAUGGAUGGGGUUGUUCUUUGCCAUUUAGCCAAUCACAUAAGGCCACGCUCUGUAGCUAGUAUUCAUGUGCCAUCACCAGCAGUGCCUAAACUUAGCAUGGCAAAAUGUCGAAGAAAUGUAGAAAAUUUUCUUGAUGCUUGUAAAAAGUUGGGUGUCUCACAGGAAAGACUCUGUUUGCCUCAUCAUAUUUUGGAAGAAAGAGGUCUUGUGAAAGUUGGUGUCACAGUUCAGGCUCUUCUUGAAUUACCUACAACCAAGGCAUCUCAGCUUUCUACGGCUUGAUAUAACAUUUAAAAAUCAUAAGUGUCUAGUUUCAUUUAUUUGAAGUGAUUUCAAAUAUCUCAAAUUUAUGAA